AUGACAGAACAAAGCGGCCCUACAUCUUUCGCCAAUCAUGUGGACUUCUGUACACUAGGCAUGUUCAUCCUUGAUGAUAUUGACUUCGGGGGCACUAGACCUAAUGUCAAGAAUAUCCUCGGGGGUGCAGCGUCUUUCGCGGUUGUCGGUGCUCGUCUAGUCGCUGGAAAGGAGCACUCCCACGCUGUUAGCUGGAUUGUUGAUGUUGGCUCCGACUUUCCCUCGGAGGUUUUAGAUGUCAUCAACACAUGGGGCACAGCAUGCGUGAUGAGAGAAGACAACAACCGAUUAACCACCAGGGCUUGGAAUGGCUACGGUCCCAAUGAGAAGCGGGGUGAGCACCUAACCUUCUUUCGCAUGAACUCUAGAAAGGAUACUGACGGGCUAGACUUCAAAUAUUUGACCCCUAAAUUACGACUAGAACCUUGGAUGCUAUCCGAUUCCCAGGUGUUCUCGAGGACCUUUCAUAUGGUCUGUUCAGCAGGACGUUGCGUGUCAAUUGUGCAGAAUAUACUGCAGCGGCGAGAAGAACUACGGCGAGAAGGCAAAGCACCUUCCAGCAGCCAGGCUUCGGAGAGGCCAUUCUUUGUCUGGGAACCUGUGCCUGAUCUCUGUACACCCGAAGAGCAAGAUAAAUUCUUUGUUGCAAACCGGGUAGUCGAUGUGGUAAGCCCUAAUGAACUGGAGCUAGGAAUGAUGUUUGGGCAGCCAGGGUGGAAUGAAGAGAGCGAAUUCGGGAAAGAUAUUGUCAAGCGCAUCCUUGAUUCGGGCAUUGGCCCGAACGGAAAUGGGCACUUGGUUAUUAGAGCAGGGAAAGAUGGAAGCUAUACAUUCUCAAGAGGCCAGAGGAUUUGGUUGCCCGCUUACCAUCAACCCGAUGCUUCAGCAAAUACGCCAGUCGUCGAUCCGACUGGUGCAGGUAAUUCUUUUUUGGGGGCACUGACUCAAGGGAUGGUGACUGUUGAUAGGGCCCCAGCCAAGAUUGUUGGCUCAGUGCUUGCAGGGUCUGCUGUCUGGGAAAGGGCAUUGGAAGCGUUGGGCAAGCAGAGUUAUAUACUGUCCUCUCUGAUAUUCGCCACUGUUGCUGCAGGUUUCGUUGUGGAGCAGAUUGGAGUGCCCCAUCUGUCUACGUCUACCGAGGAAAGAGAACUUUGGAACGGAACUGAAUUCACGGAACGAGUCCGUCUGUACACGCAGCGAUUGUAUCGAACACUCGAAGAGUCUCCCCGGAAGCACUUGCAGAUCAAUUGA
Messenger RNA from Aspergillus oryzae RIB40, 1251 nucleotides. RefSeq lists its product as uncharacterized. The transcript is spliced from 2 exons. The record is from RefSeq and is a predicted model, not a curated record. NCBI's taxonomy places the organism in Eukaryota, Fungi, Ascomycota, Eurotiomycetes, Eurotiales, Aspergillaceae. Bases 1 to 1251 code for a protein of 416 amino acids.